Molecule: messenger RNA, 1840 nt
Organism: Magnolia sinica
Lineage: Eukaryota; Viridiplantae; Streptophyta; Magnoliopsida; Magnoliales; Magnoliaceae
Product: transcription factor bHLH112-like
Exons: 8
Coding region: 495-1493 (332 amino acids)
Biological process (GO): regulation of transcription by RNA polymerase II
Cellular component (GO): nucleus
Molecular function (GO): RNA polymerase II cis-regulatory region sequence-specific DNA binding; protein dimerization activity; DNA-binding transcription factor activity, RNA polymerase II-specific
Source: RefSeq, a predicted model, not a curated record
CUCUCUCCUUCCUCUUUAGCGGCUCUUAAAGUCCAUAAAAGCAAGGUCUUUAGAUCAUUGCAGAGUGUGAAAUAAGCUUCUGCUUUUCUCCUUGAAAGCAAAAGAUAGAAAACGACUCUUGCAAAAGCUCUCCUAAGUAUACCCCACAUCAAAGAAAGAAAAAUCUUCAAUAGAAAGGCUCCAUUUCACAGAAACAAAGGCAAAAGAUUUCAGCAUCUGUCAAGAUUUCAAUGAUCUUUGAAACGAAUCCGAUGUGGGUUUUUCUCAUGCAAGCUGGAUUUUUCAUCCUUGUGGAGUUUGAAGAUUGAUUCUUCAAAAAUAAAAAGGAUUUAUAAGAAGAAGAGAAAAAGAAAAACAGAUUUUCAUCCAUGUGAAAGUUUUGCUUGUUGGGUGCUUUUGUUGAUCUUUUGUAUUGUAAAAGAGAAGCUUUUUAAAGAUUCUACUUGGGAUUUUUACGUUGAAUACGAGUGUUUUGGUUUUGUGAGAGAGAGAAGAUGGAAGAAGAGAUGGAGAAUGGUAGUAACAGGGUUUAUAGAGGUGAGUGGACGUCGGAGACGUCACGAUGGAUCAAAUGGUCAUCAGAUGUUGCAGCUCAGGGAAAACAGAUUUCCAACUAUGGGCCAUCGAGCUCCGACGAAUCGACGCCGUUCGCAGAGAAUAAACAGAUUUGUGUUCCUCCUCUUCAGUUCCCAGAAUUCAGUGGGCCAUCACCUGUUUGGGGACAAGAUCUUCUUGGCAUGAGAAGUGGCCUUAGUUACGAUCAUCGGUUAGAUUGGACCGUUGGUGUCAACAUGAUCAAACAAGAAAACCCAAGUUAUGAUUUGGAUCGCCAUUAUUUCCCGGCCAAUUUUCCAAUAUUCGGUCGCAAGAUUCAGGAAAUGCCUGCAGUCUUUCCGGCAACGGCGAUCGUCGGAGAAGAAGAGAUGAGCCCAUCCUCAUCUAACAAAGCUCCUUUGACAGAUCACAGUAACCAGCUUUUGUUCUACAGUAACAUCACACCAUUUUGGAAGGCCUCACUCGAGAUGUCUGGAGCCAAUCAGAGCUCCCGUGGGCCAUGCCAGGAGAGGUCCAGUAGUGGAAAUGUGGCCCACAAGGUAGAAUCUUGCAGUAUGGAUUCAAGCACGGACACCAAGAAAAGCAACGGCGAAACAGCUCCCAAACGGCCACGAUCUGAAUCAAUGGCUCCAUUUACGACCUUCAAGGUUCGAAAAGAAAAACUCGGUGAUCGGAUCACUGCAUUGCAACAGCUCGUUUCACCGUUUGGAAAGACUGACACUGCUUCAGUGUUGUUUGACGCGAUUGAAUACAUCAAACUCCUCCAUGACCAAGUAACUGUACUAAGCACUCCAUACAUGAGGAUGAUUGGAUGUCAUGCACAUAUCACAUGGCCCCACAAUCUUUGGACUCCAUAUCCCUUUUUAAAGGAAAAAAAUAAGAGAGCCAGGAAAGGUGUGAAGGAAGAAAGGAAAGAGAAGGAACAGAGCUGGGUCUGAGAAGUAGAGGGCUAUGUCUAGUGCCCAUAUCCACCACCUUGCAUGUGGCCAAAGACAACACUACAGAUUUUUGGGCACCCACCUUCGGAGGAACCUAUCGGUAGGCAGUAUAAAGGAAUCUAGUCUCACACCAACGAGAGGGGGGGGGGGGGGGCAUGAAAAGCGAAGUGGGUGUACAUAGUUAGGUGGUAUUGGACCACUAAGGACCCAAAAAAAAAAAAAAAAAAAACACAUGCAUGACACAACAACUAUAGGGAUACCAAAUGGCCAUUUUUACGGAAUGUAUGCAGACGUUUCUAUUGUAUUUGAUUGUAUGCCUCUACUAAAGAAUGGUGGCUGAGCUUGAA